CCACAGGAGACCGUCAGGGACAGAAAGUUGGUUUAUGCUAACAUUGAUUUGUUUUUCUGUAGUUAUCAGCUAGCUGACAGAUUUACGGAUUCUUCUGAUUGGUGCAUCAUGAGUGUGGGCUUUAUUGGCGCGGGCCAGCUGGCUAACGCUCUAGUUCGAGGCUUCUCAGCUGCAGGCGUGAUUGCCACCCACAGAAUCACAGCCAGUUCCCCAGACACAGACCACACCACAGUGCAGCAGCUAAGGAAAUUGGGUAUAAAUUUCACCACCAGCAACAAGGAGACGGUGAGCAGAAGUGAUGUUCUCUUCCUGGCUGUGAAGCCCCACAUCAUCCCCUUUGUCCUUGAUGAAAUCGGACCAGAUAUCGAGGACCGUCACCUUAUUGUCUCCUGUGCUGCAGGUGUCACCAUCAGCUCCAUAGAGAAGAAGCUGCAGCAGUAUCGAACCUGUCCGAAGGUGAUGCGUUGCAUGACCAACACGCCUGUCGUGGUGCGUGAAGGCGCCACCGUCUAUGCCACCGGCACACACGCAGAGGUGGAGGAUGGAAAGCUGCUGGAACAGCUGAUGGCAAGUGUCGGCUACUGCACUGAAGUGGAGGAGGACCUGAUUGAUGCUGUCACGGGCCUGAGUGGCAGCGGGCCUGCUUACGCAUUCUUAGCCGUGGAUGCGCUCGCCGACGGUGGAGUGAAAAUGGGCCUGCCCAGGAGGCUUGCCGUACGCCUCGGAGCUCAAGCCCUGCUGGGCGCCGCUCGGAUGUUGCUGGACUCGGAGCAACACCCUGGGCAACUCAAAGACAACGUGUGCUCACCAGGGGGCGCCACCAUCCACGCUCUGCAUGUCAUGGAGAGUGGUGGCUUCCGCAGCCUCCUUAUCAAUGCCGUGGAGGCCUCCUGUGUAAGAACUAGGGAGCUUCAGUUUUUGGCUGACCAAGAGAAGAUCUCUCCAGCUGCCAUUAAGAAGACCACUCUGGAUAAAGUUCUCCAGCAGCCAGGAGUCACCGCAGAUACUGUUGGAGUCAGAUCUCAUGGGAUCAGUGUUUUUAACAACACUAAACCAAGGACCAAGAAGAGCUGAUCUUUCUUUCAUCAUUUAAAUGUCUGUGCUAAUGCUGUAUAGAAACAACUAUCGACAGCUGGUUGGGCACAUAUUUCAGAUAACACUGUUGCAAAUGACCUUUUAAGAAAACACAAAUGAAAAGUCACAGUUUUUAGGGGGGAUGCUAAAAUAAAGGAAGAAAAUGUAUGAACAAUAUUCUUGUAUUUUUUUUAACUGGUUGAGAAAAUAACUAAGAUAAUGGUUUGUGGUUAAGUAGCAAGCUUAUCACUUUGGAUUUGGUAUUAUAUAGUGUCUGAGUGUUUGGUGUGUAAAAGACAUUACACACAUUCUACUAUAAAUGGUGUUUUCAUUGUUAGGAACGGAAGGCUAUUUUUAAUAAAUGGGAGGGUUAACAUUUAAAGAAUAAAUAAAUUUUUGACCGCU
Molecule: messenger RNA, 1479 nt
Organism: Austrofundulus limnaeus
Lineage: Eukaryota; Metazoa; Chordata; Actinopteri; Cyprinodontiformes; Rivulidae
Product: pyrroline-5-carboxylate reductase 1, mitochondrial
Exons: 8
Coding region: 109-1074 (321 amino acids)
Biological process (GO): L-proline biosynthetic process
Molecular function (GO): pyrroline-5-carboxylate reductase activity
Source: RefSeq, a predicted model, not a curated record